UGUCAUUCUGUGCUCUAGAUCGCUGAUGCAUUCGAAUUGAACGCCUGUUUACGUACGAGUGACCGUGCAUGACAUGGGUCUGUAAAUCAAAAGGAGCGGUGUUGUACUUUAAACCGCUUUGGGAAGCGGGCAAUGUGGCUUGGCAAUAAUAAUCGCUGGAACUUUUCCAUGGAUCAGAUAUUUCACGAUCUUAUUCACGAAUGUAAAUAUGUGGCACCAGGAGCGCAACUCACUUACGCCUUGAGGAAUCGCUUGGAGAAGUAUAAAAGAGAAGUGCGGAAAGAUAUUGUGUCUCGUGAGAAAGAGGGUUGUACCGCUUUGUUUAUCGCCUGCAAGAGGGGCCACGUGGAGAUCGUCGAAUAUCUCAUAAAAAAAUGUGACGCGGACAUCGAACAAAGAGGAAGGUACGAAGUGUUGGACGACAGAUCCGUUCAUUGUGUCACUCCGCUAUGGUGUGCUGCAGUAUCAGGAAAUUUGGAAGUUAUAAAAUGCCUUAUAUCCCAUGGAGCUGACGUCAAUGCGGUCUCUGAUUCUGGAUCCACUCCUGUUAGAUCUGCGUGCUUUAUGACACAUAUGGAUAUUGUCUCUUAUUUAGUGGAAAACGGCGCCGAUAUAUUAAAAGCGAAUUAUAACGGUGGAACAUGUUUGAUAAAUUCUGUACAAAGUGUGGAGUUAUGUACUUUUUUGUUGGAACAUGGCGCGGAUGUAAAUGCCACUGACAUUCAGAACAAAACUGCCUUGCAUUAUGCUAUACAAGAGCACAGACUUCAAACUACUAAACUGCUCUUAGAACAUAGUGCAGACCCUCAUCUUAGAUCUCGUUAUAAUGAUGAUGCCCUCCAGACUGCCUGUCUUAAAGGAGCCAUUCAGAUAUUUGACUAUUUAGUGGAAAACGUAUCGUAUUCUGCGGAAAGAUUGGCAGAUGCAAACGAACUGAUGGGAUCUACAUUUUUUGACGAUCACAAUGAUACGCACAUGGCGUUGCAGUAUUGGAGGGCAGCGAUGAUCCUCAGAAUGGUCAACUCGGAUGAUGGAGUGCCUUUACCAAAGAGACCUGAAUUACCAAAACGCGAAGCUUAUAAAAACACUACGGAAUUUUCGAAUUUGGAUGAGUUAAGCGCUAUCUCGCUCGAUUUAGAUACAAUAAGAAUACAAAGCCUGCUGAUAUGCGAAAGAAUAUUAGGUCCGCAUCACAAGGAUACCCUCUUCCGGCUGAUGUUUAGAGGUGCAUCGUAUGCAGAUGCCUUAAGAUAUCAGAAUUGUAUAGAUCUGUGGCGUCGCGCGUUAGAAAUUAGGGUAGAAAAGGAUUCGAUCUUGUAUGCGGAUACUUGCUUUACCGCACAAGCUCUUGUAAGGCUUAUGGUAGAUUUGAAUGAAAAAACGUUGGAAGUGAUGGAUCGAAAUCGAGAAAAGCAGGAACCGCGAUUUUGCGAUGUAGUAGCGAUAUUUAAAUUACUUUCUAGCCAACUGACCGAAGCUAGAGAAUUGCUGGAGAAGCGUCCUGUACAUAAGAGACAAAGAGAUAGUUACGAACGCAUCUUGAAGUGCGUGACGCAUCUUAUUUACCUGUUAGUAGAAACGGCGAGUUCUGACGAAGAGAAAACUCUAAUGCAUCAACUAGUACGUGGUUUAGUGAAACAAAAUCCAAGAACUGUUUAUACAGAGGACACGCUUCUCCAUCUUUGCGUUUCUAGUUUAAAUACAAUUAAUUCUAGUUAUUUUACUUCUGCCGACGAUAUGCAUACAAUCUUCCCACGUUUAGAUGUUGUUAAAUUACUCUUAGAUUGUGGGGCAUAUGUUGAUGCUAGAAAUAUAAUGCGAUCAACACCUUUACAUGUAGCAAGUAACGCAUAUAACUUUCGCAAUCCCCUGAUAAAAUUAUUGUUGGAUUAUGGCGCGCACUUGGAUACACCAAAUAGAGCGGGAGAUACACCAGCGCGAUUGAUAUCCUCUAAUUCACUAAAUAGCGUCAACCUCCUUAAUUAUACUAGCCUUCAGUGUCAGGCUGCGCAAGCUGUUUGUAAAUAUGGAAUUCGUAGUACAGAACUACCUAUUACGUUACGUUAUUUUCUAGAACUUCAUAGAGAAUAAUAUUGAUAAUAAGAUUUUCAAAUAAUUUGAAUGUU
Mycetomoellerius zeteki is the source of this 2126-nucleotide messenger RNA. Its product is annotated as protein fem-1 homolog A. Bases 133 to 2091 code for a protein of 652 amino acids. The record is from RefSeq and is a predicted model, not a curated record. Gene Ontology annotation, molecular function: protein binding. NCBI's taxonomy places the organism in Eukaryota, Metazoa, Arthropoda, Insecta, Hymenoptera, Formicidae. The transcript is spliced from 9 exons.